Molecule: messenger RNA, 1317 nt
Organism: Postia placenta MAD-698-R-SB12
Lineage: Eukaryota; Fungi; Basidiomycota; Agaricomycetes; Polyporales; Adustoporiaceae
Exons: 5
Coding region: 1-1317 (438 amino acids)
Biological process (GO): arginine metabolic process
Cellular component (GO): mitochondrial matrix
Molecular function (GO): pyridoxal phosphate binding; transaminase activity; identical protein binding
Source: RefSeq, a predicted model, not a curated record
AUGUCACCCUUGCCAGAGGCCGUCCUCGACCGUACGGAGCGCUAUAUCCUUCCGGUAUACGCCCGCCCACCGGUAGUGAUGUCGCACGGAAAGGGUAUGUACAUCUGGGACACGGAUGGCCGUGAAUACCUCGACUUCAGUGCCGGUAUCGCCGUCAAUGCACUUGGACAUGCAGAUGAAGGUGUUGCUCAGGUUCUGGCAACCGAAGCACAAAAGUUGCUUCAUACCGGCAACGUCUUCCAUCAUCAGUGGGCCGGAAAGCUCGCCGAGCUGCUCGUUACGCUGACCCAGCGUGAAGGCGGACUCGGUUGGGAGGCAGGGUCUAUGCACCCACCGUCUGGACAGACGAACGGCGCCAAAGUCUUCUUCUCGAACUCCGGUACGGAGGCAAACGAAGGCGCACUCAAGAUAGCACGGAAGGUUGGCAAAGCCAGAUGGGCUAAGGCCAGCGGUAAGCAGGCAGACGAUUUGUCGUGCGACAAAUAUGAGAUUGUCUGUUUCGAAAAUGCGUUUCACGGGCGUUCCAUGGGUGCCCUGAGCGUAACACCGAAUGCCAAGUACCAAAAGCCGUUCACGCCUCUUAUCCCUGGUGUCAAGGUUGGCAAGCUGAACGCGAUGGAGGAUCUAGACAAGCUAGUGAACGAGCAGACGUGCGCCGUGAUCGUUGAGCCUAUCCAAGGCGAGGGUGGCAUCCGCGCGGCGGAUAUAGCCUGGCUGAAAGCCCUGCGAAAGAAAUGUGAUGAGACGGGAGCGGUGUUGAUUUAUGACGAGAUCCAGUGCGGUUUGUUCAGAACAGGAGCUAUGUGGGCCCAUUCAACGCUGCCAAUAGACGCACAUCCGGAUAUUGUCACGAUGGCAAAGCCCCUCGCGAACGGCUAUCCCAUAGGCGCCAUUCUCAUGCGAGAUGAUAUUGCGGAGACGAUGACAGCAGGGACUCACGGCACCACAUUCGGCGGGUCGCCGUUAGCCUGUGCAUUGGGCUAUCACGUCCUGUCGCGGGUGUCAGAACGUCCGUUCGUCGCCAACGUGGCUGAGUCGAGCGCGUAUCUGCACGGGAGACUGUCACUGCUACCCAACUGGUUCCCCGAGAUCCUGCAGCCGGAGGUGCGCGGGAGGGGAUUGAUCCUUGGACUCGGGUUCAAGGAUCAGAGCCACCCCGCAAAAUUGACGGAGCUGGCGCGAGAGCGGGGAUUGCUGCUGCUGACCGCAGGCACUGACGCCGUGCGACUCGUUCCCAGCCUCGUCAUCUCGCAGGCGGAGAUAGACCAGGCUGUAGAUGUGAUAGAGAGCUGUCUCCAUGUAAUGCAGACGCAGUAA